Molecule: messenger RNA, 2490 nt
Organism: Ectocarpus sp. CCAP 1310/34
Lineage: Eukaryota; Phaeophyceae; Ectocarpales; Ectocarpaceae
Source: the annotation of a GenBank genome assembly
AUGCACAUCGCCCUUGAUUUCGUGUUCCUGCCCAUGUCCGUAUUUCUGGUCGUUCGAUCGCGUUUUCAGGGGGGAAGACCACCGGAGACGAUGAGGACAAGAGGAGCAGCAGCCCGAGAGGUAGGGGGGGGCGGCAGCGGCGGUAGAGAAAACCCUACGUUCGACUUCAGCGACGGCUCCGGCCCCAACCGUGAGGACGGUAGUGACAGUUCCGUCUGGGUGGUUCCAUCUGUUUGGACCGUCCCGGGCGACAACACCCGCGAGUACUCGAAACGCUACAAUCCCGGAAGGGGCGGCUGCGGUCCCUAUGCAGUGGGCCAGUUGGCCAGCUCGGAGACACCCUCCUCCGAAGAGCUAGCCGGAUACCGCCUGGGGGGUGUUCAAUACGUUCUCGACAACCCGGCUACGUUCGGCGACGACUUUUGGGAGGGCGAUACUCCUGAGGAGCGGGCGAGGAGCCGCCAGGACUGGGCAAGGAGGAUGCUGCGGCCGAGAGAGUGGGCGGACUAUCCGCUCAUGCUGGGCAUGAUCGCGCAGUACUGCAGUGACGCCAUCAUCGUGGAGCCCAAGUUUCCAGGCGACAAGUCGAACCGGGAGCUGAAGGCUUACGGCGAGGACGUGCUGGAACCCAGCAAGCCCAUGAUCAUGAUCAGAUGCGCGCACUUCGUCGUCUUCGACGAGGUUCGUCGUGGCGGGGACGGCGGCAACGGUGACGGAGAUGGCCGUGAACCCAGCAGCAGCAGCGGCGGCAACAGCCACAGCGGCAGCAGCGGCGGCGGCGGCGCAAACAGCGGUGGCAGCGGCAGAAGCAGCAGCAGCAGCAGCAGCAGCAGCGGCAGCAGCAGCAGCAACAGCGGCAGCGGCAGCAGCAGCGGCGGCGACUUGUCACCGGCCCAAGCGGCUGCCCUCGCUGCUUUCGAACGCAACCCAAAAUGGUUUUUGCGCAUAGAGGACCGGGACGUUACUACGGUGGAGAGAGAGCAAGUCGAGGAUCUCCUGAGAAACCCGCGCCGCUUGACGACUCUCGAGAACGGCGCCCUACGGAUCCCCCGUGUUUCCCGGGGUUGCAAGGAGCCGAAAGACCUCGACUGCCAUCAACUCCGGAACCUCGCCUGUUCAGCCAUUCUCCCCGAGAAUGGCCUGCACGCCACGUACGACAGCUUCGGGGGAGACUUGGGAAGAAUGAGAGUAGAGUUCGACAAUGCAGCAGAUGGGGGUCUUGCCUCUUUCAUGGAUUUCCUGCGAGCGUGCUCGAAAGUCACCCGGCCUUCGCUGAUCCGGCUAGCUGGGACGAGCCGGUGUCAUGCACGCAAGACUACCGUGACCGGCAAGGUCGCCAGAGCAUGUGAUGCCGUCUCUCCCUUCGUCGGCGGUCCCGUCGCAAAGAUGAACCGAACGCUCGCCUCGUGCGUCAAGAUCGUCACCGACCGCGACGGCUCUUCAAUCCCGCACUGCCCUCCGGUGGGGCUCCUGCGUAGGGAGCUGCAGCACACCGCGAAGGGCGGCGACCACGCCGAGACAGGACGAGCGAAGAACACAGCUCAAGAGCUGGUGGAGGUGGGGGGUAGGCGGGCGUGGGUCUACUACGGCAACCACCAGUGCCGCGCACUAGGAGCGGAGGAGGCCCUGGAGAGCAGCGUCAGGGGAGCCCUGGAGCUACACCGGGCCUGCACGGACGGAGAGUCCGUCGAGGAGGAGGACGUCUCCAACGGUAUGGCGGAUCUCGUUGGCCGUGUCCUAGACUACCACUUCGAGGCACAGGGGGGGCGCGAAACCGAAAAUGACCGAAGGCGGUACGCUGAGCUUAUCGAGGCGACUGCUCAGGGCCAUGCCCAGGUCCGUGAAAAGGCGGUGAAGGUCGCCGUCGAGAUCAGGGGAAAGGCGACGAAGAGAGAGACGAUUGCGCUGCCGGAGAUCUCGGAUGGCCACUGCGAUAGCAUCGCUUUGGGUCGGCGCCAAAUCGAUUGCGUUACCUCGCCAACGCCGCCGGCGCUGGAGGGCAGCGCCAACCAUGCGGAGGGUGCGCUGCUGGGAGGGGGGCGCGGCAGGUCCAAGGGCACCCGGAAAGGGAAGGCCCAAGGAGGGACCGAGUCCAUCAAAAAGCAACGGCGGAACCCGCAGAAGUUCGUGGAAGACCGCUCGACCGCGGGCGCCAACGGAGACCGCGAGAAGAAGGUGGUGGCGGGCGGACAGACCAGCGGGAACCGACGCGGCUCCGAGGUGCCAUUCGCCUCCCGUCUGCAACCCGUCCCUGGCGUGGCUCUGUUUUGCGACGGCUGCGGGAAGGACUGGUGCCAUUUCCCCCGGAGCCGCGGCGUCGCGCGAGGGUGCGUCGACGAGGAGAAGGCGGUGGUGACGGUGAUGCAGGAGAGGCACUGGAAGUGCAAGAAACGGUGCAAGCCCGCCGAGGGUGCCGCGGUUCGGAUCGGAGGUGUGGAGUACACCGUGAAGUCGACCCAGAACGGGCAAUUCCGGGCGCAGAGUGUGUGA